Messenger RNA from Closterium sp. Yama58-4, 2334 nucleotides. The record is from the annotation of a GenBank genome assembly. Lineage: Eukaryota; Viridiplantae; Streptophyta; Zygnematophyceae; Desmidiales; Closteriaceae.
AUGCCGAGAUCGGCUCUAAGCGGAGCUGGUGCGUCGCCGUUUGCCAUUCAGGGGAAGGCGGUAUCUGGGGCAGGGCGAUCUAUGAUGAUGCCUCCUCGCAACUCGUCCGUCCCCGCAUCGUUGCCCACGCACAAAGGCACCGCCACGGGUCUGCUAGACUCCGCGCGCGUAGGCGGCGGAGCUGGCGGAAGGCAGCUCCGCGCGUUCGCGUCCGCCGCGCCAGGGCGCAUGGACGGCCCCGCCGCCCUGGGGUCGGAGCUGGGCCGGCGCGACUCGUACAACCUGAUUCUGGACCAGUUUCUGUCAGCUGACGGAAACGCUAGCGGCCCUGAUUCGCCCAGCACGGGAAUGGGGACGGAGGAAAGGAGGGGAGCGGCGGAAAUUGGUGGGGGGUUGGAGUUACGGAGGGUUGUAACGGCGGGGAGGGCACAGAGAGCGGAAAGGGGUGGAGCGGAUAUUUUGGUGGUAGAGAGCGGUGGAGAUGGUGGGAGCGCGGACGGGAGUGUGCACGGCGGGGGUAGGAUGCAUGGAGGGAUUCGCCUGCAUGGGAGUAAUAGUUUCCAUGGGAACCCGAGUAAUGGUGGUGCUGCUGGUGGGGGUUUCGAUAACACUAGCAGCACAACAGCACCCACUGCCCCUGCUGCUGCUGGUGGUGUUGCUGCUGGAUCCGUGGGGGAUGGUGUGGAUUACAGCAGUAGUUUUGAGAGUUACUCCACUGCUGCUGGCGCUGACGUGGCACGAGAUGGAACGGAUGGCGACUCGGACCACGGGCAGGUGAACGGGCAGCGGAAAAUUCGGGGGCAGGCGCAGGGAGGGAGUGGGAACGGGCGGCAGAAGCACAGGCGUGCGAGCAUUUCGGCUGUAGCAGGGGCGGCAGAGGGGGGAAGAGGAGGCGGAGGAGGGGGCAGGGAGGCGGAAGGAAGCUUCCUGCGCAGAGGCAGUGGCAGUAGAGCAGUAGCAGCAUCAGAGGGGGGAGCAGGGGGAACAGGGGUCGCAGGUGGAGCAGUGGGAGCAGGGGGGGCAGGGGGAGCAGGAGGAGGAGCAGGGGGAGGAGCCGAGAGGGGCAUGGGUAGAGCGACAGGGGGAGGAACAGGUGGGGGCGGUUCAGCUGCAGGAGAGGGGGAGGGCGUAUCUGGAGCAGGCUCUUCUGGAACUCAUCCCGGUUGGGGCGGCUUUCCGCGUCUUAACCUGGAGAUCGCGAGUCUACAGUCGUUCUCAGAUGAGGAAAACCCCAGUAACCGGAGUGUGGGAUCGCUGCAGGGCAUGGGCAGCGGGCGGGGCGGGGGCAGCGAACAAGGCAUGGAUAGCGCUCAGAGCAGCUUACUGAACAGCAGCUUGGGAAAAGGGGAGGGCAGAGGGGUUGGAGAGGGUGCGAGGCGGUGGGUAAGGGGUGGGAGAGAGGGAGGGGUAGAGGUAGGGCGGGGAAGAGGGAGGGAGAGGCGGGGGAAGGGGAAGAAAGGAGUGAGAUUCUACUCUGAAUUGAGGUCUCCGUUGGUGGGCAAGCAGUACGCGUUGACUGCGGUUGACUGGCUUGACUAUGACCCCCCUGGAGAUGCUCUGUUGAGAAGAUGCGUGCACCGCGCUACUGGCACCCCUCUCACAUGCCGCACCAUCUCCAAGCAGAGCAUUCGGUCACAGCAGCAGGCGGAAGCUAUUGGGGUGGAAGUGGCAGUGCUGGAGGUGCUGCAGCCGCAUGCACACAUCAUUGGGCUCAAAGACAAGUUUGAGAGCCUCACGUCGGUGCAUCUCAUUCUUGACCCCGUAUCGCGCCUCUCACUGCACGACCGCAUGCGGCAGCACGGCCCCAUCCCUCAGCACCACGCUGCACCGCUCUGCCUCGCGCUGCUGCACGCGCUGCACCACUGCCACUCGCAGGGCGUGGCCCACCGCAAUCUCACGCCCCACGCUGUCGUGUUCCCAAGUGAUGACAGCCCGCUGGGGGAUGCAAGGCUGAGUGGAUUCGAGUGUGCAGCGUUCGUAACCCCAGGAGUGCCCUUUUCAGAUCCAGUGACACCGCCAUUGUUCGCAGCGCCAGAGGUGCACGCGGGAAUGUACGGCACACAGGCCGACCUCUGGUCCCUGGGGGUCCUGCUCUUCCUCCUGCUCUGCGGAGGGCCGCCCUUCUGGUCGGCCACGGCUGGUGGCAUUCGGCGCGCAGUGCAGCAGCAGCAGGUGGCGUUUUUGUCUCCCCGGUGGAAGGAUGUUUCGGAUGAGAUGAAGCAGCUGCUGUUGCUGCUGCUCGAGAAGAAUCCUGCAGAAAGGCUCACAGCUUCUGAUGCUCUAGAGCAUCCCCUGUUCACAAGGGUGGCGGCAUCAGAAGAGGGUACACCAUGA